Messenger RNA from Capsella rubella, 1745 nucleotides. RefSeq names its product probable inorganic phosphate transporter 1-7. Gene Ontology annotation, molecular function: phosphate transmembrane transporter activity. NCBI's taxonomy places the organism in Eukaryota, Viridiplantae, Streptophyta, Magnoliopsida, Brassicales, Brassicaceae. Gene Ontology annotation, cellular component: membrane. Gene Ontology annotation, biological process: transmembrane transport; phosphate ion transport. The record is from RefSeq and is a predicted model, not a curated record. Bases 27 to 1637 code for a protein of 536 amino acids. The transcript has a single exon.
CACAGGGAAUAAAGAGAAAGAGAGCAAUGGCAGGAGAUCAACUAAACGUGCUAAAUGCACUCGACGUUGCCAAAACGCAAUGGUACCAUUUCACGGCGAUUAUCAUCGCCGGUAUGGGAUUCUUCACCGACGCUUACGAUCUUUUUUGUAUCUCCCUCGUCACUAAGCUUCUUGGUCGCAUUUACUACCACGUGGACGGCGCAGAGAAGCCCGGAACGCUGCCUCCAAACGUCUCCGCUGCGGUGAACGGAGUCGCUUUUUGUGGUACACUCGCCGGCCAGCUCUUUUUUGGCUGGCUUGGUGACAAACUCGGGAGGAAAAAAGUUUACGGCAUGACCCUCAUGGUCAUGGUCCUUUGCUCCGUCGCCUCCGGUCUAUCCUUUGGGAGUGACCCUAAAACAGUGAUGACCACGCUCUGUUUCUUCCGGUUCUGGCUUGGUUUCGGCAUUGGUGGUGAUUAUCCGUUAUCCGCCACGAUUAUGUCCGAAUACGCCAAUAAAAAGACCCGUGGUGCUUUCAUAGCCGCGGUUUUUGCUAUGCAAGGGUUUGGAAUCUUGACCGGGGGGAUUUUUGCCAUCAUUGUGGCUGCGGCUUUCGAGGCUAAGUUUCCAUCUCCAGCAUAUCAAGUUGAUGCCUUGGCAUCUACGGUUCCUCAGGCAGAUUACGUGUGGCGGAUCAUUCUGAUGGUGGGAGCUUUACCAGCGGCAAUGACGUAUUACUCGAGGUCGAAGAUGCCUGAGACCGCACGGUACACGGCUCUUGUGGCUAAGGAUGCGAAACUAGCGGCGUCGAACAUGUCUAAGGUUUUGCAAGUGGAGAUCGAAGCAGACCAGCAGAAAAGUGAAGAUAAGUCCAAUUCAUUCGGCUUGUUCUCCAAGGAAUUCAUGAAACGCCAUGGCCUACACUUGCUCGGAACCACAAGCACAUGGUUCCUACUCGACAUUGCCUUCUACAGUCAGAACCUUUUCCAGAAAGAUAUUUUCAGCGCGAUCGGAUGGAUCCCUCCGGCACAGACAAUGAAUGCGAUUCAAGAGGUUUUCAAGAUCGCACGUGCACAAACCCUAAUCGCCAUGUGCAGCACGGUACCCGGUUACUGGUUCACUGUGGCCUUCAUCGACGUGAUUGGUAGAUUCGCGAUACAGAUGAUGGGUUUCUUCUUCAUGACCGUCUUUAUGUUCGCUCUCGCCAUUCCUUACGACCACUGGACUCACAAGGAUAACAGAAUCGGAUUUGUGGCAAUGUACUCUUUAACAUUCUUCUUCGCAAACUUUGGACCCAAUGCAACAACUUUCGUCGUGCCCGCUGAGAUCUUCCCGGCUAGGUUUAGAUCAACCUGCCAUGGAAUUUCCGCAGCGUCUGGAAAGUUAGGAGCAAUGGUUGGUGCGUUUGGUUUCUUGUACUUAGCGCAAAGUCCUGACAAGAACAAGACAGAGCAUGGAUAUCCUCCGGGCAUUGGAGUCAAGAACUCGCUCAUUGUUUUGGGUGUGGUUAAUCUUUUGGGGAUGGUUUUUACACUGUUGGUUCCUGAAUCUAAAGGAAAGUCUCUCGAGGAAAUGUCCGGUGAGAACGAGCAACAUGAUGAAAUCAGCAGCACCAGCAACAACAACAGUAACAAUACGGCGCCAGCCACUGCAUAGAGAUUCUAAAAGACUUUGUUUUUUUAAUAUUUUUCUCUCUACCUCUCUUUCCUUCUUCAGAUUUCUUCUCACAAGCUACUCAAAUUUGUUCUUUAUACUUAUUAUUGA